AUGAACGAACGUAUCUUUGUUGUUGUUGUUUUUAUCAUUGUUCAGUUAAAAUUAGCUCAAUUAGAAGAUACACAAAAGUUGCCUAAAGUGUUGCAACGUUUCAGUGCUAGUUCUAGUAGUAGCAGUAGUAGUAUACGUCCAAGUUUAUUAACUUCACAAGCUCGUACAGCACAAUUAGAAAAUCAAGAGAUUAUAUUAAAAUUACAAAAUGCUGAAAGAAUAAUCAAUAAAUUACGUAAUGAAUUAAUUGAAAUGAAAGAAUUACAUGCAACGCAAAAUAUUACAGCUGUACAAGAAGCUGAAGAAGCAAGAUUAACAGUAGAAAGAGAAUUAGAAGAUAUUAAAGAUCGUUUAUUAACGAUGGAAUGUUAUAGACAACAAGUGGAAUUAUUUAGACAUCGUCAUUUUGAAUUAGAAGAGGCUGCAGAAAAAGAAUAUAAAAUAUGGCAAGAUGAAAGAAAUCAACUAAUUUACCAAGCAGAAGAAGCCCGUGUUAUGAUUGAUCAAUGGAGUACACAAAUCAAGUGUAAAGCUAAUGGUGAAGACAUUAAACCUGAAGACGUUUUGAAUGAAAUUUUAAAAUCUAUGGAAAAAUGGUCUAGUGAACAUGAAAGAUUACCAAAUUUGAAACGUCGUAUGCUUGAUUCUGUAUCGUCUAUUGAAAGUACCUCUGGUAUUGGUCUUAGUUCCGGUGCAACAAACAGUCCAAUGAUACCACAAUCAUCAAAAAAUAGUUUAAUGAUCAAUUCAACAAUUUCACCAUUCUCUCCAAGUUUAUUACCGAAAGGAUCAACAUUAACAAAUCAAAGAUCUACAUCAAUGGAAUGGACAACUGGUCGUUUUCAUGGCCAUUCUAGUGGUCAUCCAUUUGGAUUAAAUUUCAAAGAGAUUAAUUAUGGAUUAGGUACAACCAGUGGUACAUCAUUGAUAAAUGGUUUUCGUGGCAGUGCAUUAAGUCUUGCAACAAGCACCGGAAUAGGUGGUGGAAGCAGUUAUAGUUUAAUGGUUAAUAGUCGUUGUGGCAGAUCAGUUUCACCUGAAGUUACUGUGAAAAAGAUAUCAAAUUAUCCUGAUCCAACACUUGGAUUUUUAGUUCGUCCAACUUCUAAACAAGGUUCACAAGAUAGUUUGGCUAGUAUUAAUGAUUAUUCUCAAAGAUCAUUUACAUUACCAGGUAAACCACCAAUUAGAAGUGUUAUCUCACCAGCAAGACGUAUGUUCUUUGAAGAGAAUCGUGAGAAUAAAUCCAGUGAAAUUGAUUUACAUCAUCAUACACAACAACAUACAAAUUAUCAUAAUCUAUUAUAUAAUGAAUCAACCAAAACAAGUCAAUUAAGUUUAUGUAAUUCUGAAGAAAGAAAUGAUCUAAAUAAUUCAUCUAAUCUUAUUCCUACUACUACUACCACUACUACUCAUAAUAAUAAUAAACAUACUACUGAUUUAUCACCAAAACUAAUUGAUGAUAAAUCAAAAUCAAUAUUAAACAUUGAUUUCGAUAAAAUCAAUACAACGAAUCAUCAUCAUCAUAAACAAAAUGAUAAAAAUCAAUUAAAAUUAAUUGAUAAUACAGAUAAAUCAAUAAAUAAUGGUACAACACAUUCACGUUUAUCAUUUACUAAUCGUUUUACUCGUUGGUCUAAUCAUUCUAAUAAUAAACAUCUUGAAAAAGCUCAUUCAGUUGAACCAAAUUCAUUGAAUGAUUUCAAAGAGAAUCUAUCUGAUCAUAAUGAUAAUAAUCAUUCUAUUAUUAAAACGAUUAGUAAAUCACGUGAGAAUCUAUUUAUGAGAUCAACAAAAAAAGAUAAAACUCAUGUCAAAACAAAUUCACAAGAAAAAUCCAAAAGUAAUAUUCCUCAAUCGAAUGAAUUCACAUCUACAUCAAGAUCAUUAUCAUCAUCAUCGUCAAUGACAACAACUACUACAACAGUAACCAACACCACCACCACCACCACAGCAACAACAACACCAUCAUCAUCAAUAAAUCAUUAUGAAACCUCAUUACAAUCUAAUCAAUCAAUAGUGAAACGAUCCAAAUCUGUAUCGAAUAUAUCCCCAGCAAUUAUGGCUUUAAGACAAAAAUUUUCAGGUGGUGGUAAAUCAUAAAUAUAAAUAGAUUAUAUAUCAUAUUACGUAAUUGAUUGAAAUAUUAUGAUUAAAUGGAUAAUAAAGAUUUCAUUGAGAUAUAUUUAUGAUACCCAGUAUUGGAACAUACUAAACGUGUACUGUUUAAGUAUAUUAAAUAUUAUUGUGUAAGCUCAUUAUCUGAGAACAGUUAUGAAUAAAGCUUACAGAAGAAGAAGAAAAAAAAGGGAGAGAAGCAGCAACAAUUCUUUUUUCAUUGUACCACCACCUUUUUUUGUUCAUUCAAUUUCUGUAACUUUAUAGGAGGAUAAUUACUAGGGCGUUUUUUGGAUAUUAUUAUUAUUAUUAUGAUUAUUAUUCACCCUUUUGAAAACCACUCAUAAAUGAUGAAUACAAUUUAUGAAUCAAAUUUACAGGUCUAUGUAAAUGAUCUUUAGUCA
Molecule: messenger RNA, 2522 nt
Organism: Schistosoma curassoni
Lineage: Eukaryota; Metazoa; Platyhelminthes; Trematoda; Strigeidida; Schistosomatidae
Source: the annotation of a GenBank genome assembly